CUUCAGAAUGUUUCAACAGAACAACCAUCUCCAGGUGGUAAUUCUGAAGUGAGCAUUCAUAUCAACAUCACAGAAAUCAAUGGGUCGAGUAUGAAAACUGAUAUCACAACGGAAAAUGGAAAUAAUGACAACACAUCCGACUCAACAACGAAGACUCCAACAACACAAGUGGAUUUCAUGAAUGAAAAUGUAACGAAUAUCAUCGAUAUAACAACGUCAGGAGUAGAGAAAUCGAAUACAUCCUCCAGCGAGGAGGAAGUGAUUUCAACAGAAAGUACAAUGGAUAAUACGACCAGAAAUGAGAAUCUUCAGAAUGUUUCAACAGAACAACCAUCUUCAGGUGGUAAUUCUGAAGUGAGCAUUCAUAUCAACAUCACAGAAAUCAAUGGGUCGAGUAAGAAAACUGAAAUCACAACGGAAAAUGGAAAUAAUGACAACACAUCUGACUCAACAACAAAUACUCCAACAAAACAAGUGGAUUCCAUGAAUGAAAAUGUAACGAAUAUCAUCGAUAUAACAACGUCAGGGGUAGAGGAAACGACUACAUCCUCCAAGGAGGGGGAAGUGGAUUCAACAAAAAGUACAAUCGAUAUUUCAACCGGGAAUGAGAGACUUCAGAAUAUUUCAACAGAAAAACAUUCUCCUGGUGGUGAUGCUGAAAUAAGUAUUCAUAUCAACAUCACAGAAAUCAAUGGGUCGAGUAUGAAAACUGAAAUCACAACGGAAAAUGGAAAUAAUGACAACACAUCCGACUCAACAACGAAUACUCCAACAACAGAAGUGGAUUUCAUGAAUGACAAUGUAACGAAUAUCAUCGAUAUAACAACGUCAGGAGUAGAGGAAUCGACUACAUCCUCCAACGAGGGGGAAGUGGAUUCAACAAAAAGUACAAUCGAUAUUUCGACCGGAAAUGAGAAUCUUCAAAAUAUUUCAACAGAAAAACAAUCUCCUGGAGGUGAUGCUGAAAUAAGCAUUCAUAUCAACAUCACAGAAAUCAAUAGGUCGAGUAUGAAAACUGAUAUCACAACGGAAAAUGGAAAUGAUGACAACACAUCCGACUCAACAACUGAAACUCGAACAACAGGAGUUAUUACAUUAUCCAAUGAGGAGGAAGUAAGUUCAACAAAAAUUUCAACGGAUAUUUCUACCAGAAAUGAGAAUCUUCUCAGUAUUUCAACAGAAAAACCAUCUCCUGGUGGUGAUUCUGAAAUGAGCAUCCAUAUCAACGUCACAGAAAUUAUUGGGUCGAAUAUCAAAAAUAAAAUCACAACGGAAAGUGGAGUUGAUGAAAACACAUCUGACUCAACAACGAAUACUCCAACAACAGAAGUGGAUUUCAUGAAUGGAUAUGUGACGAAUAUCAUCGAUAUAACAACGUCAGGAGUAGAGGAAUCGACUACAUCCUCCAGCGAGGAGAAAGUGAUUUCAACGGAAAGUACAAUGGAUAAUUCGACCAGAAAUGAGAAUCUCCAAAAUGUUUCAACAGAACAACCAUCUCCAGGUGGUGAUUCUGAAAUAAACAUUCAUAUCAACAUCACAGAAAUCAAUGGUUCGAGUAUAAAAACUGAUAUCACAACGGAAAAUGGAAGUAAUGACAACACAUCCGACUCAACAACGAAUACUCCAAAAACACAAGUGGAUUUCAUGAAUGAAAAUGUAACUAAUAUCAUCGAUAUAACAACGUCAGGAGUAGAGGAAUCGACUACAUCCUCCAACGAGGAGGAAGUGGAUUCAACAAAAAGUACAAUGAAUGAUUCGACUAGAAAUGAAAAUCUUCAAAAUGUUUCAACAGAACAACAAUCUCCAGGUGGUGAUUCUGAAGUAAGCAUUCAUAUCAACAUCACAGAAAUUGAUGGGUCGAAUAGCAAAAAUGAAAUCACAACGGAAAAUGUAGUUGAUGACAACACUUCCGACUCGACAACAGAAACUCGAACAACAGGAGUGAAUUUCAAGGGAGAAAAUGUGACGAAUAUCAUGGAUAUAACAACGUCAGGAAUGGAGGAAUCGACUACAUUCUACAAUGAGGAGGAUAUGAGUUCAACAAUUAGUGAAACAAUUAUUCAUAGUUCAGUUACAUCACCACUAAUUGAAUCACAAAAUUCAUCCCAAUCCGGCCAAAAUGAGAGUGAUUCUUCAGAGGCAAACCACAUAACACAAGAAAAUUUCUGGAAUACAGUUUUUUCGACUCAGUCCCCAGAAGUUCCUACCAAGUUAUCCUCUUUCCACUCAUCUAUACAAAUCGGGAAUCGGAAUGAUGUUGAAAGGACAGAAGAGGUAACAACAAAGAACAUCAUGGGAGCAGGUUCCGAGACAAUAUCAUACAACGACGUGAUUCAAGCUUUUCCUGGAAUAGUGAAUGUUACGACAGAAGCAGUUCACAGUGUAUCUACUGAUUCGUAUGUUUAUCCAUACGUUUCAUCAGUAAACUCAGGACAGAUACAGCAUGGUAUUUCUGAAAUACCUCAAGGAAUAACUCCACAAGCAGCCUCACCAUUCAGGUUUAGAUUGUGCCAUUCGUUGUUGGCAUCGAUUUUGAAAUCAAUAUUCAGACCAGUUUUGAGUAUAUUUGGUCUAACUCAUUCAUAUACAUUCUGCAAUUCUACGCUAGUUUUCUAUUGGGAAAAUGGAAUAUCAACAAUCAUCAAUUCGCCCCUUGGGAAGCUUGUUGCAAUGUUAUUCAGGCCAAUCCUAUCAAUAUUCGAUUUGAUCUACACGAAUAUAAAACAAAUAAUUUCGAAUGUAUUUCGAAAUUUCGAUCUGGACAAAGGAUUGACCACAUUCUUCAACUCGCGUAUAGGAAAGCUGUUUGUAAUAAUAUUCAAACCAAUAUUUGUAUUGAUUGAUGUGAUCUACACGGAUGUUCAGAGCGGUAGUCUCGGUGAAUUCUACCCAAGUAAUUUAGUAUACACUCAGAAUGGAUUUUGGAGAAGAAUUCGACUGGCUGACAGAACGAGGAAUUUCUUCAAUUCGCGUCUGGGGAAGAUCCUGGAACUAUUUUUCAGACCAAUCUUGGCAAUAUUUCAGUUGAUCGAUUCCAAAAUUCAAGAAAUUGUCGUGGACAUACUCUAUCCAGGCAAAUCGAACUCUACUGAAAUUGGACCAGGAAGGGAAAUGGAUGUAUUCCAAGGAUUGAUCAGAUGGUUCCGAUUACAUUACAAAUCAGUUUUCAAAAUAUACAUCAGCCCCUUCCUGAGAACAAUCCACUUAUUUGUGACGGCGCCUGAAAGAAUGAGAAUGAGGAGAUAUAUUCACACAUUCGAAAAUUAUAUUGGAAUGUUUUGGAAUCGGAUUCAAAUUUUUUUGAAACCAAUUGGAAGUGUAUUAGAUCUAUUCUUCAGUUGGAUUGGAUUUGGAAUACCUCAGAAUGACAGUGGAUCAUCAUGGAACGUACACACAGUCCGUCCAGCAAGAUUGUUGCACAGAUACAUGACUCUCUGAUGUCGAUAGAUAUUUCGCAGUGGAAAAAAUAUGACGACAUGCAAACUGUGAUUUUAUUUUAGGUUUCAGCAUUUCAGAGUUGAAUAAUA
Messenger RNA from Leptinotarsa decemlineata (Colorado potato beetle), 3527 nucleotides. RefSeq lists its product as uncharacterized. Lineage: Eukaryota; Metazoa; Arthropoda; Insecta; Coleoptera; Chrysomelidae. The record is from RefSeq and is a predicted model, not a curated record.